GCCAUCGCUGAGUCAACUUUGCAUUAGUGACUCGAAUUGCAGAACGGUUUCUUGGCAAAUGAAAACAUUGUGGAUAUAGUCUGUACAGUUGCUAAAGUAAUAUGGCGAGAACAGUCGGUGUUCGAUCCCCGACGACAGACGGACUUGGUUCUGCGAGGGACAAGAGCCUCGUAUGGCGAGGUCUAAACGAGAAUGCAGUCGAAGAACGGCCUGGCAACUUAUCGGGAACCGUUAGAGACCACGCCUUGUCAGGGAAGCCGAGAAACUUUGCCCGAAUUUCCGGAAAUCCUAGCCACACUUCAGGAAAACCGAGAAGCUAUACCCUCACGCCAUGGGAGUCGAGUCAUUUGAGCUCCAUGCCAGGAAAGUCGAAACAUUCUACCAAAAGUGUGAAAUGCUAUACAUGUGGGAAGUUGGUAGAAGAUAUACACUUUAAAGAGCAUUUAUUCUUCGGUGAGAGUGAGUGCACUCGGUGCCAUUGGAAGAUAUCCAGCUGUGAAGCCUUUAGAGUCAAUUGGAUAGUUCAGAGGAUAGGUAGUGCAACAUGUCCACACACUCUGACAUAUUGUAUGACACCUUCAGAAUAUAUUUCAAACAGGUUGUCAGAAGAAUCACCCCAUGGAUUGGUCACCAGUAGACUGACUUCAUAUAUUUGCUCUCUAAAAAAAUUGAAAGUAUCUAAACCAUGGAAAAAUGCAAUUGAUCAGUGUUUAAAGUUUCUGGAUGGAGAAACCUCUCAUAAUGCAACCCAGUUACAGAAAGGCCCUGAGACAAAACCAAAACCUGCAAAAAGAUCCAAAUCCAAGACACAUUUUACCAGAGUAAAAGGAGGUGCUAAGAAAAGGAUCAUAAGGACCCCAUCAAAUGGGUAUUACCUCAUUGCCCGCCAUGCAAUUGAGGAAUGUCCCAUGUGUUACACUGAACUUUGUCCUUCAAGAUUUACUAUGAACAUAAGUUCUUGCUUCCUUUCUACAGUGUGUGUUGAAUGUGAUUUGACUGUUUACAUAAUUUUUGAUCCUCCUGACGGCUCUACUCCGAAGAUUUCCAUAGAGACAGAACAUGGCCUUCCUGAGAAACAAAAGAACUGUACAACAAAGAUGAAAAAUAAGCCAGGGGUGAAAGAGGAUAAUGCUAUGCCAUGAGGUAAUAUUGCUAUCUUAAUCUGAUUUGUAUUUGACAUCUAUACAUAUUUUUAUACAUUAGCCUGAUAAGCUAUUAAAAAUGCAAAGCACAGUUUAGUUUGGCUCAGUACCUUUGCAAAUUUAUCAUAAUUUUGACGAAAGUGUGCUAUU
Penaeus indicus is the source of this 1292-nucleotide messenger RNA. RefSeq lists its product as uncharacterized. Lineage: Eukaryota; Metazoa; Arthropoda; Malacostraca; Decapoda; Penaeidae. The record is from RefSeq and is a predicted model, not a curated record. The transcript has 2 exons. Bases 102 to 1142 code for a protein of 346 amino acids.